GGGGACGAGGAGACGAGUCGGAGGAGAUCCAGAGGAGAAGAAGACAGCAGAACCCUGAGGAACCCUGAGGAACCCGGACAGCCAGACAUCUGGGUCAGCAGAGCAGGAACAUCAGUGGGAACUCGAGGCCUCAGGAGAACACAAUGGAGCACAGUGGAACCGCAGUGAGAGUGGAACUCCAGGAGAACCGGAUCGCAUUGGUCUGAGGACAGGUUCUGGAUUACUCUGUUCCUCUGUGAAACCAGAAGAAGAAACAAGGUUCCCUCCCCCCUCCCCCCCCCUCCCGCAGCCCCAUCAUGCCGAUCUUCAAGAACCUGCCGGUGCGCCUGAAAGGUGGUGGUCCGACCUUGGAGAACGCCCUGAUCCUACGCAGGAUGAGCCUCAACAUCACCCCCCAGCACAACCCCUUCCAAAACGACGAUGACGACGCCCACAGUGGCCAUGGCAACCACUGGUCGCCGGGGAGCUCGCUGCUGGACGGCGACGCGCCCAGAGACCGGAACCCGUUCGAGGACGAGGAGGACGAGAAUGAGGCCAACGAGGGCAAGAAGGGCGGCGGAGGAGGAGGCGGGUCGGCCAAGGGAUCCUUCAAGCUCAAGUCUCCCCUGAAGGGUCUGGAAAAACUCAGAAAGAACCUCCGAGUGUCGGGGCGGAGCAAAGCUGAAGGCACGCCGUCGCCACAGGGGCCGCUGCAGGGAACGCCCUCCCCCACAGUGAAGAAGAAGAAGGGCAGGAGGAGCUCCGAGGGCAGCCUGCUCAGGUUUGCGGGUAAAUACCGGGACUCUCUCGGGUCUCGUAAGGAGUCGCUGAUAAACGGCGAGCUGAACUCGUCAGAGACGGACGGAGACUCGUCCAGCAACCGUCUGUCCUUCAGGAAGAUGGUGGGGCUGGGGAAGCUGAAGAGGGAGUCCCUGGCCGACCACUCAUCCCAGGGCCCCGAGGAGCAGCUGGUGCAGGAGGAGGCGGUGCCGGAGGUGAAGCCCAGAGAGCCGCUGUCAGUCCUGGAGAUCCUGCAGCUGGUGAAGAAGCGGGACCUUCUCUUGGCCGACACCCACAUCCUGGAGCUGGAGCAGGAAUGCAACGAAUCGCUGGCGGCCGCUGAGCGCGGCACGGCGCCGCCGGCGGAGGACGGCGGGCGGCGCAAGGCCAAGGACGUGGAGCUGCUGUACGAGGAGCUGCAGAAGGAGCUGUGGGCCGUGGUCCGGGAGUCCCUCAGGACCCCCACCGCGGGGCCCAACCUGGGGCUGGUGGUGCAGGUCCUGCAGCAAGAGGAGCAGACCGACAAAGACUGGGCCGUCAGCGAGGCGGCGGCCCCCGGGGGCCCCCGGCCCCGGCGCCUGAAGCAGCGCUGGAAGGAAGCGGUGGAGGAGGCGGCCGACGGCUCCCUGCCGCAGAGGGCGGAGUUCACGGCCGGCGAGCUGGACGGGUACCUGGACCGACUCCGGGCUCGCAUGGUGGAGGACCUGGGGGCCGCCAACCGCAACGUGGUCUCCAUCUACCCCGAGGAGUACCAGCCCUUCCAGGUGUACGUGGAGAGUUACCACCAGGCGAUUGCUCGGCGCCUGACGGCCAUCACCGACCAGGAGCUGGAGAUCACAGACAUCUACUCUCUGCUGGACUGGCUGCACAACAUCUACAACAGAGACGUCCUGGGCACGGUGUGUAUCACCAGUCCCUUCAGCCGCUCUCUGCUGAGUCCUCUGUUGUCUGCGGAGACGGUGGACCGUCUGGAGCUGGACUGUCUCAACUCAGUGAGGGCCAAAGUGACCACGGAGCUGAGCCAGGUCCUGGACGACGAGGAGAAGCGCUGGAUGGAGACGCUGCACAUCGAGGAGUUCCAGAUCAGCCUGGCCAAGACCGUCAUCCAGAGGCUGCAGGUGGAUCUGGAACGCUCGGCCUCCAUCAACAGGAGUUUGGGUUCUCGAGUGGCUCAGUGCAGCUUGAACGGGCUGGCAGACUUCCUGUACAGCUUCCAGCGGAAGGCGGAGAUGUUCCACGAGGCGAUGCAGAGCGGCAUGCUGGGAGACAACGAGGACGGAUACGUGUCCAAAACCAUCGCGCUGGUCAACUGCUGCCCUCCCUUCAGGGGUUUUGUGCAGCGCUGUGCUCAGUGUGACCCAUCGGUCAGUGAAGAUUCUCUUCGUCGCGCCAACAAGUGUUUGGACAAUAUCGUCCAGCAGGGAGUCCGAGUCCUGUCAGACCGCCUGUACCUGCACAUCAGGCCGUUCUUCGAGCGCCUGGUGAAGAGGAAGUGGCUGAGCAACACCGAGCCGUACGAGCAGAUCGAGGCCACCGUCAAGGAGGACUUCAAGAAAUACCGGCGGAUGGACAGCCCGCCCUACCAGCUGCUGGUGGGCGAGGUACACCGCCGCGUGGUCAUGGAGUACCUCCGCUCCGUCAUGAGGGGGCGCAUCAUCUGCACCUCGCUCAAGAUGAGGAAGAGGAUGGCGGGACGGCUGAGAGACGAAGGCCGGCAGAUCAGGGUGCUCUUCAAAGACCUGGAGUCUCCGUCCAGCUGGUUGGACGGCGCUCUGUCUCACAUCUCGGAGAUCCUCCAGCUGGAGGACGUCCCGUCCAUCCAGAUGGAGGUGGCGGUUCUGGUGCGGGAGUUCCCAGACGUCCGGAAGAAGCAUGUGUCGGCCAUCUUGAACAUCCGCGGGAUGACCCGGCAGGCAGAGCGUCAGGAGAUCCUGAACAUCGUCAAAGACAUCGAGAGCAGCGACGGCGGCGGCAGCGCCGCUGCGCUGAGCCGCGACCGCGCCCUGUUCGCCGAGGUGCCCGUCACGUCCGAGGUGCACUGCCUGAACGUGGGCCUGAGCCGCGUCGCUCUCACCGCCUCCUCCUGCUUCUCCGCCCUGCGGCCGCGCCGCCGCAAGGCCCGGGCGCCCGUCCAGGACAACCCCGACGACGUCCUGUGAGGCGGCAGCCUCGCCUCGGACUCGAACCGCGGCUUCAGGAGCAACGGGCGGCGUGCACGAGGAGCGGGGAGCCUGGUGAGAACGGAGGUGGAGGAUUCAUACCUUGUGGCCCCUUCAUGAACUUUUGAGGCUUCGGGAGUUUUGCGUCCUCACUAACAGGCGGAAGCGCCCCUCAUGUUUGUAGGAGAUCUUUGACUUCGAGGUGAAGUCUCUUCUAAUGUGGACAGAAAUCAGUUCAUUCAUUUCAAAUCUAAAAACCAGAUUUCAUUCUUUAUUUUCUCCUCUUGUUUAUGGAUCCCAGCCGGUGAAGUCGGGUUCCAGCCGGUGAGAUGGUCAGGUGAAGUCAGGUGCCAGCUGGGAGGUAUUAGCAAACCAUGGGCGAGGCCCUCUAGUGGUGAAAAUAAACAGAGUCUUGAUUGUAACGUGAAGUUUUGGUUUCAGUGAAAACUCAAAACUAAACGUUCACAGGUUUCUUAGAAAGACGUGAAAAAAGACCUGAAGUCUGUUUUCACUUCACAAGCUUUUCCACAUCCACAACCUGACGAGACCCAGACUGGAACCCUGAGGAACUCCAGCAGAUUAGAAGCUCUUCCUGAACCUUCCUGCAGGCUGUUUUAAUUAAAGGUACUAAACCAGGCAGAGAAUCGUUAGCUCAGUGAUCGAGGGUGGAACUGGUGUGAUGAGACGUGGAAUCUGACUUCCUGCUGAUUCUUUUCACAGUAAAUGUCUAAUCUCAGCCUGCUGCUUUCACUCCGUUAACAUCUUAAAGUCCUGUGGUGCGUUCAAGGACACUGCGCUCUGAAACAUCGUGGUGCGUUCAAAGACACUCGAAACAUUGAAACUUUGUGUUGCGUUCAUGGACCCUCGGAGCUCCGAAUCUUCAUGAGGCGUUUUAGUGUGGCUGGUUUUUUUUCAGAAUUUCCUGGGUUUUGGGAGCGUCUCCAGUAAAUGUGGACGGGAGGAAUUAAUCUGUACAGAAUCCAAGAUUAACUCAAUAAAACUCUUCAGAUCGA
Molecule: messenger RNA, 3931 nt
Organism: Salarias fasciatus (jewelled blenny)
Lineage: Eukaryota; Metazoa; Chordata; Actinopteri; Blenniiformes; Blenniidae
Product: tumor necrosis factor alpha-induced protein 2-like
Exons: 15
Coding region: 297-2918 (873 amino acids)
Biological process (GO): exocyst localization; exocytosis
Cellular component (GO): exocyst
Molecular function (GO): SNARE binding
Source: RefSeq, a predicted model, not a curated record